Molecule: messenger RNA, 4449 nt
Organism: Silurus meridionalis
Lineage: Eukaryota; Metazoa; Chordata; Actinopteri; Siluriformes; Siluridae
Gene: rasef
Product: RAS and EF-hand domain containing
Molecular function (GO): calcium ion binding; GTPase activity; GTP binding
Source: RefSeq, a predicted model, not a curated record
AUCUUGUUUACAUAGCGCCAGUUAAGAGUGUGCGCUCGAGCUGCGCGGAGCAGACGCAGGAGGUGUCGCGAGCGCGUUGGGUGUGCUCGGAGCGUAAAGGAAUCUUUGUUUUUAAAGUUGUUAUAAAGUCGUUUUCUGACAGCUGACGCUCAAUUUAAGUUUCGAAUCCGGGAAGUGAGUAUGUCUUAAAGGACCUGUGCAUGGGAUUUCGGCGACAAGUUGAGAACGAGCUGUGGAUGGAGUCCGGCGCGUGCGACGAGGCUCGACUGCGCGCUCUUCCUCGAGUGCGACGUGGACGGUUCGGGGGUGAUCGAGAAGGGCGAGUUCGAGCGGAUGUGCUCAGGACUGUGCGUGCGCUCGGCGGACAUCGACGACCUCUUCAGAAAACUAGACGCGAACCAGGACGGAGCGAUCAACAUGGAGGAGUUCAUCCGCGGCUUCCAGACCCGUCCAGCCUGUCGAGGGGAAGAGCCGAGCGGCGCGGAGGAUUUCACUCUGGCCUGGGAAGACUUCAAGAACCGGCUCGGGGAACACAGCAGGUUUAUCCCGCGGAUUGAUCAGGUUUCGACUCUGUACCAUAACAUCGGUCUGACCGAAAGCAGAAUGAUUUCUCAGUAUGAAACAGUCCUUCUAAACUUCACCAGAGAGGUGAAACUCCAGAGUAAAGAGAUGGAGCGGCUGGCGCUGGCUGUCAAAAGGGCUCAGGACCAGGCUGCCAUUCAGCUGAGUGCGAUGGAAGAGGAAAUGGACCAGCGCAUUCAGGCAGCUGAGAGAAACACACGUUUGGAGGAAUCUAAGAAGGCAGAGGCCGCACUAAGCAUUGUGAAAGACCAGUACGAAGCUCAGCUGAGUGAGUUACACCAGAAGGUCCUCACCCUCCAGAUGGUUGAAGACAUGAACAAGAGCACCAGCCUCAAAGAAGAAAACGUUAUACUGAAGCGAAAGAAUAAUGAGCUGACCCUGCAAAACCAAAAGCUGAAGCAAGAACUGCUGGAGUCACAGACCAGUAUAGCAAUUCUACAGAGUGAGCUGGACUCCGCCAAGAGUGAUCUUACUGACCAGAGCAUCAAUCUUGAACGAGAUGAAGCCCUAAUGAGGUCUUUUUCUGAGGGGAGGGAAAGCCUGGAGAGGCAGAUUGAGAUUCUUCAAUUAGCAAACAGGAAGCUUCACGACACCAAUGAUGGUCUGCGUAUGACUCUGGAGAACAGCCAGAGCAAAAACAAGAUUCAGAGAGUUAGUGGACUGUCUCCUGCAAGUACCAUCGACAGGACAAAAGGCACAAGCACUCCAUAUUUUGAAAGGUGCUGUAAGGCCUACACGGAUGAUGAAUACGACCAGCUGCGAAUAGCUGAGUGCCUGCAAACCCAGAGCAGUGAUUCUUAUGCUCUGGCGCUGUGCGAUCCCAUGCGCAGGCGGAGCAGCUGUGAGGUGGACAGCCUAGACGAAAGCUACAUAGACAGUGGCUUGUCUACUCUGCGCUCCAACAAUGGCUACAACUCUGAGCAGGGGAGCACGGGUCGAAACACCCCAAACACAGCUGCCUUCAGCUGCUCGGGAGACACCUCAGAUACGGAGGUGCCAGAAGUCCGAGACGAGCCACGGUGCGAAUCAGACAGCGAGUCUGUCAUGAACAUGACUUUAAAUUCGCUCGACGUAAAAGACAUCACAGCUCCAGGGAAGAAGAGCCUUUCACCAAUCUUCAGCGAGAAACUGAAGAACGAGACGAUGGUGACAGCUCACGCAUCGGCGAAAACGUAUAAGAUUGUGUUAGCGGGUGAUGCCGCGGUGGGCAAGUCCAGCUUCCUCCUACGUCUCUGUAAAAAUGAGUUUAAAGGCAUCACCAGCACCACCCUGGGUGUUGAUUUCCAAAUGAAGACCCUUGUCGUAGAUGGAGUGCCGACAGUGCUGCAGCUUUGGGAUACUGCAGGUCAGGAGAGGUUCAAAAGCAUUGCAAAAUCGUACUUCAGGCGGGCUGACGGCGUUCUCCUGCUUUACGAUGUGACCUGCGAGAGGAGCUUUCUAAAUGUGCGAGAAUGGGUCGACACCAUAGAGGAUGUGUCCCAAUAUAAAAUCCCCAUAAUGCUGGUAGGAAAUAAGACAGAUCUGCGGCAACAGGCUCUAAAGAAUGACGUCACUUGCAUCUCAACCAGCCUGGGAGAGAAACUGGGCAGGACUUACAGCUCCCUCUUCUGUGAGACAAGUGCAAAGGAUGGCUCGAAUAUCAUCGAGGCAGUGCUUCAUUUAGCACGCGAGGUCAUCAAACAUGCACAGGAACGCAAACAUACAACAUUAGGGCCAAGUCUAUCUGGGAGCCCCAGCUCAAAGAUCUCCAGCUCAGUGUGCUGCAGGCCAUAAUGCAUGUUUUUUUUUUUUUUUUAUCAUGCAUUGUGAUUUAAAACGCUUGUUUCAGAAAGAUGGCAUCUGUCUGUUGGAGACCAGUAUGCAAUUCUAUGCACAUCUGUAUUGCAGCCUACCUCGAACUUUGAAGAGUCUCAUGUUUUACACUGUGUGUGCUGCAUAUCAAAUAUUAACUCUGUUCUGGCAUAACUGAAGAAGUGCACAAUAAUGUGAGUUGGGAUACUAAUGGAGUUUGUAAGUUCCAUGAGGGUCCAACUUUUCUCUUGGCGUUUUCUAACAGGUCUUUUGCAAUGGACUGGUAUGCAUGUUGUGAGUUAUUUACAAAAAAAUAUAAUUUUUGUAAGUAAUGUGACAAAGUAGGGAUAGAAAUCACUAUUUUUAUUUAUGAAAUGAAAAAUAUUUCUUAUCUCGAACAGACACCUGAAAACUACAUAAAGUAUAUCAGAACGUAUAUAAAAAAAUGAAUGUGAAAAACUGUCAGUAAGAGCAUAAAAUAAUUGAGUUUAGAAAUAUUCCUUAUAGUUAUAGUGUUCUAUAGACAGAGUAAAAAACUUUACUGUGAAAACAAUAGCUUUCAAUUUUGAGUUACUCUCUGAUUGGUUGGAGCCACGAAAACAUAGAUGAAAUCAGACUUAGCCAUUAAGCUAACUUGGUGUCAUUUUACAGUUACUUCCUGAAUCGACUUUCAGGUUCAGUAAUUCACUUGCAUGUACAGUACACUGCAUUUUCCACUUCGGUUUAUUAAUGCAAGCACACUGAACAGACACGACAUACACUUUUGCACAUUUGAAAAAAACGCAAUCCUUCCUUGGCAUUCUUUGACAUUAGAAAAUCGGGUUAAGGAACUAUGCAAACCUUUAAUAAUUUAGUGGCUAAAAAAGUUUUGUAAAAAAAUGAAAAAAAACAAAGAAAAAGAUUCAAAUCGUGCAAGAAUAUUUAGGAGUAUAAUGAGUUAUCCUAUCAUUAUAUUAAAUGAUAGGCAUGGAAUAUCAGGACUUAGGACUUUUAGGACAUUUGUAUCUGACAAUGUGGAUUUUGAUUUUGUUGUUGUUGUUUAUUUGUUAUAUGUUAUUCUGUUUAUUAUUCAGUAAAAAUUUAGGACACAUAUAUAUUGCAUAUUAUGGAGUUAUAUAAAAUGUAAAUCUCAUUAUUUAAAUUUUAGUGAGUCGACAGUCUUUACUUAUAUUUUCUAAAAUAUAGAUGUAAUUAUUCAUUUCUGUAUUUAUACUAUAUUUUGACAUAACGCUCUCAUCCUAACAAUGCUCGCAUGUAACCUUGAUUAACUGAUAUAGAUAUAAUUUUAGCCACAAUUUUAGAACUGUAGGACAUAUGUUAUUGUUUUUCAUACAAAGCAACAUUAUAUGAAUCUGUGUACGAUUCAUAUGAACAGGUAGCAACACUGUACCAUAAUGAGUUUUUGAGGUAAUUUUUAAAUCCAGCUUCCUUGUACAAUUUAUCAAAGACACAAACUUACAAAAAGUGGGAUUUAUUGUAUUCUGGAUGAUGGUUUAAUGUUAUAUAGACAUUAUUUCUUCAGGUUCAGAGAAUGUGUACAAUUUUUAAAACAGGACUUUGUUAAGAAUCUAUACACUAUAUAUCACAGUAUGCACAUUUUAUGUAUUGUAUUGAUUACCUACUGAAGAUUUUCUGCAAUAUUUUGCAGAAUAUUUGACCGGUUUUACUACUUUAAAGAAGGCACUGCCACUGCACAUUCAGUGUCAGCCAAGUUAGAAUGGCAGCCAACGUAACAUUGUUUAACCUAUUUAUUCUUCCUCGCCAUCAUGUAAUCCCAAUGCUCUGCUUAGACUGUCUUGCAUUUUUUUGCUAAUGAAAUUUAACUUUAUCAUAUAGAGUAUAUUCUAAAUUAUUGUAUAUUCAACAUAUUUAAUAUACUGUGCACCUUUAAAAUAUGCAAUAAUCGAUACAAUGUUUUGUUACUUAUACAUUAUGAAAUGCAUCUAUUGUGAAGAAAUGGUAUUAUUAAAUGAUUAUAAAAAGAUGUUUAUAAAAGAUGUUCCAAUCCAAAUGUUAUAAUUUUAUUUUAUAUAAUUGUAAUCAUCCAAGAACUUUUGUAAUAAAGGAAAUUUAACC